AUGAGUAUUUCGCUGGUGGAAGCAUCGAACACAUCUCCAGCUAGGCAUAGGAAACUGGGUGAAGGUACAUAUGCUGUCGUGUAUCUCGGACAUCUGCGGCUGGAGCCUCAGUCUCUCGUGGCAAUCAAAAAAAUCAAAGUCAAUGCAGAAUAUCGAGACGGCUUGUCGAUGGAUGCUAUUCGUGAAGUCAAAUAUUUACAAGAAUUAUCUCAUCCCAAUGUUAUUGCUUUGCACGAUGUUUUCUCCUCUAAAGAUCGAAACCUAAAUCUUGUCCUCGAGUACCUGCCACUCGGAGACCUUGAGAUGUUGAUCAAAGAUGAGAAUAUUCAGUACGGUUUGGCUGAUAUUAAAGCGUGGAUGGGUAUGCUCGUAAGGGGCGUCUGGUUCUGCCAUGAGAAUUUUGUGAUACAUCGCGAUAUCAAGCCGAACAACUUGCUGAUCGCUUCAGAUGGAGAAGUGAAGCUUGCUGACUUUGGUCUGGCUCGUUCAUUCGCAGACCCUUAUUUAAAUAUGACACAUCAGGUCAUCACACGCUGGUAUAGACCGCCGGAACUCUUGUUCGGUGCCCGACAAUACUCUGCCGUGGUGGAUGUUUGGUCUAUAGGCAUGGUAUUUGCAGAGUUAUUGCUUCGUGUACCUUUCGUUGCUGGAAAUAGCGACAUGGAUCAAAUCGCAAAGAUAAGCGAAGCAUUCGGUACCCCGACCGAGGAGAACUGGCCCGGAGUAACGAGCUUACCUAACUAUGUGCCGCCGGGAGAUCGGGUCAAUCCCCUCCAAGGACGAGAAUUCUUUCUCCGUCAAUUUCCAACGGCGGGACCAGUUGGAGGUGAUCUUUUGAUGUCUAUGACCACUCUCGACCCGCGCAAGCGAAAUUCGACGCGCAAGAUAUUAGAGCACAGCUGGUGGAGAAGUGAUCCCAAACCAACCCCAAAGGAGGCUCUUCCAAAGAAAUCGGGGGGCUCUAAGAAAAUGGGCAAUGAUCUCUCGCGUCGGGCGGGUCAGGAUGACGACGACCGGUUCAAGAAUGCUGCCCGACAACUGGACUUCGGUGCCGUUCGAUGA
Molecule: messenger RNA, 1062 nt
Organism: Talaromyces proteolyticus
Lineage: Eukaryota; Fungi; Ascomycota; Eurotiomycetes; Eurotiales; Trichocomaceae
Product: serine/threonine-protein kinase KIN28
Exons: 2
Coding region: 1-1062 (353 amino acids)
Biological process (GO): positive regulation of transcription by RNA polymerase II; protein phosphorylation
Cellular component (GO): transcription factor TFIIK complex; cytoplasm; transcription factor TFIIH holo complex
Molecular function (GO): RNA polymerase II CTD heptapeptide repeat kinase activity; cyclin-dependent protein serine/threonine kinase activity; ATP binding
Source: RefSeq, a predicted model, not a curated record